AUGAAUAGCAGAAUUGGUGUUCUUGCCACCAGUAGCACUAAGACAAUCACUGCUAUUGACAGUUUAAGCAGGGCCCCCCUCAUUUCCCCUACCAAUACAAUGGCUAAUGUUUCUCAGCCUGCCUUCAACGCCCCGUCUGAGUUUAGCAAGAAGGCCUCUAAUGAUGUUUAUAAUACAAAUGUUUUCUUUUACAAGUUGCCAAACAAGGAGUUGGUGGUGCGACUUCUUGAAAACUUGAAGCACAAGUUUACCCAUGAGGAAUUUAGAGAGGCAGACUUGAGAGCAAGACUGCACAAAAACUUCACCAGCCGGGUUUCAAAAGCAAGAAAAACUGAAGAGGAAAUAAAAGCAACAAACACUUGUUCAAGAAGAGCAGGACGUGCCAGAGAUGUAAGUGUAAUCUCUAAAUAA
This is a messenger RNA of Phycomyces blakesleeanus NRRL 1555(-), 411 nucleotides long. RefSeq lists its product as hypothetical. The record is from RefSeq and is a predicted model, not a curated record. The coding region runs from base 1 to 411 and encodes 136 amino acids. Lineage: Eukaryota; Fungi; Mucoromycota; Mucoromycetes; Mucorales; Phycomycetaceae. The transcript has 2 exons.